UAUAAAGGAAGGGUAGGCUACAAGUUAUACUUCAGUCACAGUUAACAACUUAAGAAACAGGAAGAUAAAGUUGAGAAAUGGUCGCAUACGGAAAAGCAGCUCUAUUGUACAACAUCAUCUGUUUUUGCCUCAUUUUAGGUACUGAAUGCUUUGGUGAUGAAUACAGUAGUACUACAAUACAUCUUUCAGUUAAGAGAGGAGGAUCAGUCACUAUCCCAUGUUAUUAUGACAGGAAAUACACACAACUGAAGAAAUAUUGGUACUCACAAACUGAUCAUUCUUACACAAACACUACAGCUGGAGAUGUGACAGUAAUCGAUGAUCCUGCUCAGAGUCUUUUUAUUCUGACUAUGAGAAACUUGACGGUUCAACACAAUAGGCUUUAUUAUUGUGCUGUGAAGACUGGUGAACAACCAGGAGACAUGACCAUCACAGAUGUUUUUUUUCUCCAUGUUCAAGCUGCUCCUGAUCUCUCUGUGAUGUCCAGCAGUGUAACUGUAGAUGAAGGUGGUAAUAUCAGUCUACAGUGUCUCUACAACACUAAAUAUAAGGAUAAAACCAAACAGUGGUGCAGAUAUAAAGACAAGAGAUGUUACACAGUGGGAAGAUCUGACACAUCCCAGUAUUCAGUUGAGAUCAGUGAUGAUGGGAGUAAAUCUUUGACUCUGGUGAUGUCUGGACUGAUGAAGAGUGAUUCUGGCUGGUAUUACUGUUCUGUAAAUGUUAAACAGCCUCCUGUUCAAGAUCUACUGGUUCUUGUUCAACUCACAGUCACUGCUGCAACCCCAGACACCAGCAGUGAAAGCAUCAAGUUAGUAUUCAGUCUUUUCUGGUUACAUGAGGAUUAA
Misgurnus anguillicaudatus (oriental weatherfish) is the source of this 848-nucleotide messenger RNA. The record is from RefSeq and is a predicted model, not a curated record. NCBI's taxonomy places the organism in Eukaryota, Metazoa, Chordata, Actinopteri, Cypriniformes, Cobitidae.